Molecule: messenger RNA, 5453 nt
Organism: Cimex lectularius (bed bug)
Lineage: Eukaryota; Metazoa; Arthropoda; Insecta; Hemiptera; Cimicidae
Product: neural cell adhesion molecule 1-like
Exons: 9
Coding region: 243-1178 (311 amino acids)
Biological process (GO): synapse organization
Cellular component (GO): neuron projection membrane
Source: RefSeq, a predicted model, not a curated record
UAUCGAACCGCCCUUGUGGACGCAUCGAAUAUUUGGUUAAAUUGAUUGUCUGAUGGAUAAAAUUUCGUCGUGGUCAUUCACGUUGUCGAGAUCGUGGUGUCACCCGUAUUUUCGUCGGUCAAACUGUUCCUUGUACCCCCCGGAACCCUUAUUGUUGAAGAAAAUAGCUAACGGACAACAGGUAAAUAAACGGCCACUAUGUUUUUCUGGUGACUCUCUUCCUCUACAAAUAACAGGAUAAAAUGUCGGAGUUGAUGAUGAUUGGAAAAUCAAUGGGUUUCAUCAUACUCUUGUAUUUUCUCACCCUAAUUCAUCUACCCGAAGCGAAGCCACAAAAAGAUAAACCCAUCGAAUCUCAGUCUAUAACACAAGUUCCAGGAAAGAAAGAAAGCGUCUCGCCGCGAGCUGCAGGCGAAUUAUGGUACUCGAAUUUCGACGAGUACCAAAGGCUUACAGAGCCAACGUUUGACAACAAUACGGUUGUCAAUAAUACGGUCCAGCUGGGCGGCACUGCCUUUCUCCAUUGCAGAGUUCGAAACCUCGGCGAAAGAACGAUAACAUGGGUGAGGCGUCGAGACUGGCACAUCCUCACGUCUGGGGUGUUCACGUACACGAACGACGAACGGUUCCAAGUUCUACACGCCGAGGGAUCGGACGACUGGACCCUCCAGAUCAAGUACGUGCAGAAAAAGGACAACGGGACUUACGAAUGUCAGGUGGCGACCGGAGCAGGCAUCAUGUCCCAUUUUGUCAAUUUGGACAUAGUCGUCCCAGAGGCGUUUAUAGUCGGGGCUACCGAAUACCACGUCGUGUUGGGAGGAACGAUUAACUUGGUUUGCGUCAUUGAAAAGAGUCCGACACCGCCGCAGUACGUGUUGUGGUACCACAAUUCUAAGAUGAUCAACUAUGACACAUCGAGGGGCGGGGUCCAAGUGAGGACGGAGCAGGGUCAAAAGACCGAAUCCCACCUCACCAUCCACGACGCCAAAUACACUGACAGUGGCAAUUACACAUGUAGCGCAUCAAACACCCAGCCGGCGUACAUACACGUCUUCGUGUCCGAAGGUGACAAGAUGGCUGCCAUUUCUCGUCGGAAGUCAUCCUCUUCAGGUCCAAUAAUUUCAGCAGCAGUCUGGUACAUCCUGCUUCCGCUCAUGCUUUCCUCGAUCGCUGCGUAAGGCGACAGCUGCGGCGAAAACGAAUCGCCAGCGCCCUGUCCCCGUAAAAACCCGUUUGACCUCUUAAAAUUAUUUAUCUCUCGUAAGAAAUUAAAUAAAAAUCCACUCCCCCGAUCCCACCCUACAUGAAAAUCACUUAAACUUAAUGCAAUUAACAUAGUCCCCUGUCUUGUACAUAGUAAUCCCCUGAAAUUAUUAAAACUUAGAUGAAAAUUCAAUUAAUAAAAAAAUAUAAGGUGGUUAGUAAAAAUUUCCAUUAUAAAAUUUAUCGUGUGGAUGGGACUUGUUUUCCUCCUGUGUAUUUUCUGUUCGUAUCCCGUUUAAAACUUGUGUAAAUCGGCACGUGUAAAAGCGUUUAUAUUUUCAAGAAGAGCUUAAAAUAUAACAAAUCAAAAAGAGAAACAAAGAGAGCGAAAAAUUGUAAAUAUUUAUGAAUGGGUCGAGAUAAAGCGAUGAAACAUGUAUUGUAAUUAAUUAGAUAUAAUAUGGUAUAAGGUAAAUUGUAAAUAUUUGUGUAAGAAUCGAACGCCCUUCGAAAACGGUUAUACAACGCAGACUGAGUGAUAAAAGUCGAAAUCGUACGCACUACUCGAGCUAACAACGUCUAAUGCGUAAAAUGAUACGCCCGACUAAUAUAUGGAAAGAGUAAUGGAACAUAAAGCCGUAACCAUAAGAUUUUAUACAAGCACAUUUCAUAAGCUCAAGUUGUCGUUUAUGUUCAAUUUGCAACUUGAUAAUCCGUUUUAUUCCCAGCCCACGAUUGAAAGUAACAUUAUAAUACAAGCAAAUAUUAAUAUAUGUUUCGUAUUAAAUAUCAAAUACAUUAUAUCAUAACUAUAGUAACAUAUACAAAAACAACAAACAAACAAAAAGCUUUAUCAUUUUAAGUUUUAUCAAGUUUCAGAAACAAAAGGCAAACACAAAGGUGAAAUUCGUUCUCUUUUUCAUAUUAUUUAUUUGGCAUAAGAGUUCAGUAGAAGUCAUACAAGAAGUUCGGAGCUUCGGUUUUACGUAAAGUUUAAUUAUGAAGUGACAAUAAGCUGACGCAAGAAAUAAAGUCGUACCCGCUCUUUGUUAUGUAGCAUUGUUUAUGUUCGGCAGCCUUAUUUCCCCUUGGCUGAGAACAUUCUCGUUUCUCCAUAAUUCAUCGGCUCGAGUUACAGUUAUACACGGGGGUGGCUUAGCAUUGCGCUAACUCUAAAUUUUCGGUGGAAAUUUUAAAUUUGUAAAAGACCUCCGAGACCUUGGAUGUACCGUCGGAGCACGAACUGGUAUACCAGUACCUCGUCGGAAUUAUUAACGGACGACACAUCGAAGUUGUCGCUGCGUUUCGCCUCUUACAUUUUUACCUCAAAAACUAAAAUCAAAAUCAACCCCGCCAAAAAAGUGUUAUAAAUCGCUCAAUUAAAACAAAGCUUUGAUGGUGAUCUCAGCGAGUAAUAUUACAUUUAAAUUGCAAAUCGGUUUUCUGAGAUUUCAAAUUUUAGGCUUUACAGUUUAUGUAUAUAAAUUAAAUUAAAACCACUCUGUAUUUGAGAACUGUUGAUUUAAUAAACAACAUCACAUUUCGAUUGGUUUAAACAAAUACAAUAUAGACAAUUAAAUUUAUAAUUGUAUAAGCAUAUUCGACGUUAUUAGAUUAGAUUAUGAUAGAAUGUAUUUGUUUGUUUGUCUCGUUUGCAUAAUAUUAGUCAAUAUAAUUUAAAUAAUUAGGUUAUAUUACAACAUGGGAAAUUUAAAUCCUAUUAUGCAAAGGAUUGUUCUAUUAGUUAAAAAAAUUGAAAAGUGUUAGAAGAAAUUUACUAAAAAUAUAAAAAAUAAAAUAUUUAUUGAUAAACUAAUAUAUUAAUUUUUGCAUAAAUACCAUCAGAAAUGCAUAAAAGAAUUGAUGCAGUAGUCAAAUGAUAAUUUUUAUAUAUAAUUUUUUUUUUUUAAUUUGUACCCUACCUUUAUUAUAUUACAAAUGUGAUGACCAAACGUUUUAUCAUACGGUCACUGCGUUAACCUAGCGUUUUAACCAGGAGGACACAUGCCAUCGCUGGCACUCAGUGUAAGGGAUUAAGCUGGAAAAAGAUCCCGAGGCCAUUGAUUGCAACGUGGCGUGCUCUGGGGAUGGGAAUGUAUAGAGAGGGCUCGACAGUAGGGCUAGGAUGGAUCGAGAGGUUGGUGUGAAAAUUUGGAAUCAAGAACGGAACGUUGGCUAAAGGAGUGUUCGUUGUGGACAGUGAGGACCUUUGACCAACUGUCUGAGGACUUUUGAUAAAAAGGAUUGGAUGCCAUGGCAGAACCACAUAGUUCCAGUAUGCCCAAAUUGGUCGCACUAAAUUCUUGUAUAAGGGUAGUUUAGUUUUGUUACUCAAGUCAGAUUUCGGUCCAAGGUCAUUCAUGGUUGUCCCAGUCGUUGGUUAAAGGAGAUUCUACUUCAGUCUGCUGUCUAGGUACAGUCGUAACUAUUUGACUUGAAUGGAAGCCGGUGUCUCUUUGUUGAUGUAUAAUGGAGGGCAAGACUGAUUUCUCAUUGUGAACGUACACUGAGUAUAUUUUUCUUCAUUCAGUCUUGUCCUCUACUUUUUGCACCAGUCUUCGAUAAGCUCAAGGUGUUCUUGGAUUUUGGAGGUGACUUAGAAAGGAUUCGGGAUAGAGGAUAACUUUGCGGUAUCGUCCGCGUAGAUGGUGAUGACUUAUGACGGUAUUAUGGUAUAUAGGUAGGUCAGCGGCAUAAAUAAUAUAAAAGAUUGGACCAAGAAUGCAUUCUUGUGGAAGACCGGCAGCAAAAUUAUUUAACAUCCGAGAACUCGUUGCCUCACCUUACUCUAAAGGUCGGUUAGGCAGGUUUUUGUGAUAAGUCAAUAAGUAGUGAGUAGGAAACGUGUAUAAAAUAUGCCCUGGUCCCAGACGAGAAUUCUUACAUUUAUAUCCAGAAGUAGAUAAGGCUGACUCGAUAAAACAAAAAACAAUUAAAAACUAAAUAGGGUGUUAUUAUUUAUUCUAUGAUGAAUUGAGCAUUGAAGUUUAUGUUUGCAUAAUUUUGUAUGUAAUUUUUGUUCUUAAUUUCCUGAAAAAAAAUCACUAUACAUCCCAUAGUCGAGAUAUAUCUAGAUGUUUUACAUUCCUAAUUGUAUAAAGCUAAAUUACAUAGAAGAUAUGGAGGAAUUGCCUGAAAGACAAUCAAACAGUAAAGGCGCGAAUGCGGUCGGCGAUAUUGCUCCCAGCAACAAAUUUAACAGCAGUCUCGUAAUUUGGUUGCGGCCUUCAAGCCCCUUAAAGCUGCAAUAGAUAACCCUAAGCACAACCUGUUUCUCUCCCUCUCCUCGAGCCAGCCGGCAUGAAGACCUCUUGGGAAAUAAUAUAGAAAGUGUCGGUGGAAACUUUAUUCUAAUCUAAACCCUUCCACUCUGUUCGGCCGGCCGUCGGAGAACAGGCCACAAGGUACAAAAAAACUUGUAAACUCUUUGUAAAAGUUUUCCCGCUUAUUUUUACAGCGAGAGAUGUUUAAAAACGGCUGGAGGGGGCGGGAAAGAAAAACCUUUUUCGCAAGCAUUCGACAGCUUAUUGUUCAGGUCAAUAAUAUUGAUGGUUAUUCUAUAAAACAAAACACAAAAAAACUUUAAUUUUGUUUUCAUUGUUUACAGUAUUUUGCACAACUUUGUUAAUUACUUCGCCUGAUGAAAGUCCUUAAUUGAAAAAUUCUCCUAUAAAAGCACUGAACAGUUUACUGAAUUAAACACAGCCUAAUGAAGUUACUAAAACGAUAAUUUUCAAUCGUUUAGAAAUUGAAAAAUCAAAAUUAUGAUAAACGGUUCAUGUCCCCUUAAAAACUUGACAGUUUGCUUGACUUCGUUCCAGCAAAAGCAUCAUAAGUCAGUGAAUUCGUAGGAAAAGGCAGUUUUGUAAAAUUACUAGUUUGAAAAUAGCACAAUUAUUUAUGCUUAAUCUUUCAUUACAUUUUUAAAACAUAUACAUUCAAACCAAGCUAAUUUCUCUGUUACUAAAUUGAAAAUAAAACUGAAAAUUGGAAAAAAUUGGCAGUGUUUGUUUGUCUGCAUGGAUGGGAACAUGUUGAACUGAUCGAUACUGAUGCGGUUUGCAUUUCACGAAUUUGCGUUUCGGCUUCACGCCAUCUUCAGUGAGGAACUGGUCAAUAAACCAAGCAAAAACUGACUAACUCAGUAAAUGAACCGUGUCGAUCAGAUAAAAACAUUAGUAGUUAAUUAACCAUUUUAAGUAAGGUUUUGGUGAAAAUGAAAAGGUUAGUAACACGAGCGGGAUUCGAAC